AUGUUUCUCUUUUCUCUCCUAAUUUUAUCCAAACAGGUUUCCACACAUAACUAUAGAGAACAGCUUGGAAAUGGAAAUUUUGAUUUUGUUGAUGUUGUUUUCGAUGACAUCACAUCAAGUGCAGAUGGUGGUGCGUUAUUUUUCUCUGGAAGCUCAGGAUCCUUAAAAAUGACUCGUAUUGAAUUCAAGAAUGUACAAAAUGGUAAUGCGGGUGGCACAAUUUACAUUAAUACAGGAAAUUCAUUCCCUUCAACAUUCAAUUCUGUUUGCGUUUAUAACUGCCGAACUUCUAACAAUGGCAACUUUGGAAUUUUCCAAAUGAAAUCAGAUGAUUCCCUCCAGUUCUACCUUUUGACCAUUGCAAGCAUUCCUCAAACGGGUUAUGGUACAUAUAACUCCCAAGAAAUACAAGUACAGAACUUCACAAACAUAAACAUCUCUAAAGUCAUCCAGAACAGCGGUGCAGUUUUCCAAAGCUCUACAAAAUUUAAUUUCAAAUAUGCAAACUUUGAGUUUUGCCAGAAGUCAUUGUUUAACGGUAUGAGUUCGAGCAGAUUCGAAUACUGUGACUUCAACAGAAACCAAUACUCAUCAACCACGAACAUGAUUCAAACAGGAAGCAGCAUUUACAUGCAAUGGUGCUUCUUCUUAUUGAACACUAACGCCCAACUUACACUCAAUGGCAGCCCAACAAUCAUUAGAGACUGCUAUUUUGAUACUUAUUCAGUUAUUGCUCCAAAUCUUCAGAAGACACGUGUAGGAACAUCGACCACAGUAUAUCCUACAAACUUCGAUAUCUUGAACCUUUAUAUCUGCUACAACUUACUUCCAUAUACCGGAACAAUGUCAUAUUUGGUCGAUGAAACACCAUUUAUGACUAUGCAGGAAACACCAGUUGUUACACCAUACAUCACUGCAGAACAGACACCAGUAACAACACCAUUUAAAACAGCUUUUAAUACUCCAUUUAAUACUGCACAUAAUACUCCAUUUAAUACAGCUGCUUCUACACCUCAUUUGACAGCCAAAGAGACACCGUUCAAUACUCCAUAUUUAACUGCCAAAGAAACUCCAUUUAAUACUCCAUAUUUAACUGCUAAAGAAACUCCAUUUAAUACUCCAUAUAAAACAGCACAUAAAACUAAUGGAGAAACACCAGCAGGAACACCACAUAUAACUCCAAGAGCAUCCCCUCUUACACCAGAGCCAACUCCAGAACCAACACCAGUGAGAACAUUUGAAAUGACACCAGUUCCUUCAGAAUCAAUUCCUGAAUCAGUUCCAACAGAAGAAACAACACCAACACCAACAAAGAGUCCUAAUGCAGGUGGUACAGAUAAUAACCAGGAAGGUAGCGGCUCAAAUAAAGCAGGUUUACCACCUUUGUCAUGGAUCGGAAUUGCAGCUUUGAUUGCAGCAGUUGUUGGUGCAGUCAUAUUCGCUAUUAUAUACUUCGUCAGGAAGCCAAGAAUAUUCGCAAAGAAGGUCGAAGCUCUUCCUGAAGGUUCAGAUGUUCAAUCUGAUAACACCGAUGAUAUGAAUGAUUUGUAUAAUGGAAAUGAAAAUAAGAAUGAGAAUGAACAAGAGGUUAGAGAUAUGAUGAAUCCUGAUAAUUAUCAAGAUAUUAACCUCGUUCAAGAUAAUAUUAACCCUACAGAUAACAAUGACGAUGUUUUACUUCCUAACCCUGAUUUAGGAAGUGAUGGAAAUGUAUUAAUUCAGUAA
Messenger RNA from Trichomonas vaginalis G3, 1725 nucleotides. RefSeq names its product bifunctional inhibitor/lipid-transfer protein/seed storage 2s albumin superfamily protein family. NCBI's taxonomy places the organism in Eukaryota, Parabasalia, Trichomonadida, Trichomonadidae. The record is from RefSeq and is a predicted model, not a curated record. The coding region runs from base 1 to 1725 and encodes 574 amino acids. The transcript has a single exon.